Dipodomys ordii (Ord's kangaroo rat) is the source of this 1680-nucleotide messenger RNA. Its product is annotated as glutamate dehydrogenase, mitochondrial-like. The transcript has a single exon. Gene Ontology annotation, cellular component: mitochondrion. Gene Ontology annotation, biological process: L-glutamate catabolic process. Lineage: Eukaryota; Metazoa; Chordata; Mammalia; Rodentia; Heteromyidae. Gene Ontology annotation, molecular function: L-glutamate dehydrogenase (NAD+) activity. Bases 1 to 1680 code for a protein of 559 amino acids. The record is from RefSeq and is a predicted model, not a curated record.
AUGUACUGCCGCCUGGGCGCCAUCUUGCCGCAGUCCCUGGGCCAGGCCCAGCCUGUGGCCUUCACCUCCGUGGCUGCCUCUUCCACCACCAUCCUGAGCAAGACCGCUGGGCAGAGCGUGGCGGUCUUCCAGCAGCCAGGAGGCCCCGUGCGCCAUGCCAGCGGCGCCGCCGAGGCCGACCCAGAAGACAACCCUAACUUCUUCAAGAUGGUAGAAGGCUUCUUCGACCGCGGCGCCAGCAUGCUGGAAGACAGGCUGGUGGCGGAGAUGAAGACCCGCGAGAGCGAGGAGGAGAAGCGGCACCAGGUGUGCGGCAUCCUGAAGAUCAUCAAGCCCUGCAACCAUGUGCUGAGCCUGGCCUUCCCCAUCCGGCGCGACAACGGGUCCUGGGAGGUGAUCGAGGGCUACCGAGCCCAGCACAGUCAGCACUGCACCCCCUGCAAGGGCGGCAUUCGCUACAGCCAGGACGUGAGCGUGCAUGAGGUCAAGGCCUUGGCCUCCCUGAUGACCUACAAAUGUGCUGUUGUCAAUGUCCCCUUUGGGGGGGCCAAAGCUGGCGUGAAGAUCAAUCCCAAAAACUAUUCUGACAAUGAGCUGGAAAAGAUCACCAGGAGGUUUGCCAUGGAACUAGCCAAAAAAGGCUUCAUUGGUCCCAGCGUUGAUGUGCCUUCUCCAGACAUGGGCACAAGUGAGCGGGAAAUGGCCUGGAUCGCUGACACCUAUGCCACCACCAUAGGACAUUUUGAUAUUAAUGCCCGCGCCUGCGUUACUGGGAAACCCAUUAGUCAGGGUGGUAUUCGUGGCCGGAUCUCUGCUACGGGUCGUGGUGUUUACUAUGGAAUAGAAAACUUCCUCAAUGAAGUUCCCUACAUGAAUACUGUAGGACUGACCCCGGGGCUUAAAGACAAAACGUUUGUUAUUCAGGGAUUUGGUAAUGUGGGCCGGUACGCUAUGAAAUACUUGCAUGGUUCUGGGGCUAAAUGUGUUGGUGUUGGUGAAUAUAAUGGCAGCAUAUGGAAUUCAGACGGCAUAGAUCCAAAGGACCUGGAAGAGUUCAAAUCGCAACAUGGAACAAUCCUGGGUUUCCCCCAGGCAAAACUCUAUGAGGGAAACAUUUUAGAAGCAGACUGUGAUAUUUUGAUCCCUGCUGCCAUGGAAAAGCAGUUGACCAAAUCUGUUGCAUCCAGAGUCAAAGCCAAGAUCAUAGCUGAAGCUGCCAAUGGACCAACAACUCCAGAAGCUGAUAAAAUUUUUCUAAAGAGAAACAUUCUGGUUAUUCCUGAUCUCUAUUUGAAUGCUGGUGGAGUGACAGUAUCUUAUUUUGAGUGGCUGAAGAAUAUAAGUCAUGUCAGCUAUGGACGUUUGACCUUCAAAUAUGAAAGAGAUGCUAACUACCAGUUGCUCAUGUCUGUUCAAGAAAGUUUAGAAAAAAAGUUUGGGAAGCAUCCUGGAACUAUUCCUGUUGUACCCACAGCAAGGCUCCAAAGCAGAAUAAAAGCUGCAUCUGAGAAAGACAUUGUAUAUUCUGGUUUAGCUCACACUAUGGAAAAAUCUGCCAAGCAAAUCAUAAACACAGCCACUAAGUAUAACCUGGGAUUAGAUUUAAGAACGGCAGCCUAUAUCAAUGCCAUUGUGAAAGUCUUCAAGGUAUACCAAGAAGCUGGUUUGACCUUCAAAUAG